Hyla sarda is the source of this 2702-nucleotide messenger RNA. RefSeq names its product phospholipase A2 group IVA (gene PLA2G4A). Gene Ontology annotation, cellular component: Golgi apparatus; endoplasmic reticulum; nucleus. Gene Ontology annotation, molecular function: calcium ion binding; calcium-dependent phospholipid binding. Gene Ontology annotation, biological process: glycerophospholipid catabolic process. Bases 370 to 2493 code for a protein of 707 amino acids. NCBI's taxonomy places the organism in Eukaryota, Metazoa, Chordata, Amphibia, Anura, Hylidae. The transcript has 17 exons. The record is from RefSeq and is a predicted model, not a curated record.
UGUUCGGCGCCGGUGCGGCGGGUCCAACCAUCCAGCAUUCAAACUGCGACACUGGAUUAAUGUGGACUGUCCCAUAGAAAUGUAUGGGAUCAGUUCUAGCAUCAGUUUCCCUUCGACGCUGUAGAAAAUGCCGGAUGUCGGACAUAUAUGAAGGAGGCCCCUGCUUCUAUGUUUAAAAAAGGUGAACCGGUCUAACCCCGCCACCCUGAUUCCUUUUCCUACAUUAUAGUAAAGUAGCUAUUGAGUAUCCGCUGACUCAUUGGACUGACUUAUUGUUUGCCUAAUACUCUGGUCGAACAUCAGUAUUCCCACAGAUUUACCGUAACUGUCCUAAGAGCCACAAAUGUUACCAAAGGAACCUUCGGUGAUAUGCUUGACACACCUGACCCUUACGUGGAGCUUUAUAUAGCAUUAGCCCCAGAUGGCAGAAAGAGAACAAAACAUAUAAACAAUGAUAUUAAUCCAGUAUGGAACGAGUCUUUUGAAUUUAUUUUGGAUCCCAACCAGGAUAAUAUUUUGGAGGUGAACCUAAUGGAUGCCAAUUAUGUGAUGGAUGAAACUUUGGGCACAACAACAUUCAAGAUCACAUCACUGAAGCCCGGAGAGAAAAAAGAGGUCCCUUUUACUUUUAAUAAGGUUACAGAGGUUUUCCUGGGAUUCUCGCUAGAAGAAUGUUCGUCCAGUGACCUGAGGUUCAGCAUGGCUCUGUGCGAUCAAGAAAAACUCUAUCGGCAGAAACGAAAACAUACAGUUAUCGAUGGAAUAAAGAAGCUAUUGGGACCUGAACAGAGCAAAGAUUUGUAUUCCACUUCCAGAGAUGCACCGGUCAUUGCAGUCCUUGGCUCCGGAGGUGGUUUUCGUGCCAUGGUUGGCUUUUCUGGGGUGAUGAAGGCUUUGUUUGAAUCGGGAGUUCUGGACUGUAUCACAUAUAUUGCCGGUUUAUCUGGAUCUACAUGGUAUAUGUCCACACUUUACUCUCACCCUGAAUUCCCAAAGAAAGGUCCAAAAGAAAUCAACCAAGAGGUGAUGCACAAUGUCAGCUACAGCCCCCUUCUUUUACUGACCCCCCAGAAAAUCAAGCGCUAUAUUGAAGCUUUAUGGAAGAAGAAGAGCGCCGGACAGCCGGUUACAUUCACUGACAUCUUUUCUAUGCUCAUUGGAGAAACACUCAUCCAACAUAGAAUGAACAGCAAGUUAAGUCACAUGCAGGAAAAAAUAAGCGAUGGUCAAUGCCCAUUACCAUUAUUUACAUGUCUUCACGUCAAGCCGGAUGUGUCGGAGCUUAUGUUUGCCGAUUGGGUAGAAUUUUCCCCUUAUGAGAUAGGAAUGGCUAAGUACGGCACCUUCAUGGUUCCAGAGCUUUUUGGAAGCAAGUUUUAUAUGGGUACUGUGAUAAAGAAAUAUGAGGAAUACCCAUUGCACUUUUUAAUGGGUGUCUGGGGCAGUGCUUUUUCAAUAUUGUUCAACAGAGUUCUUGGUGUUUCCAACCAUAGCCAAGGUGCCACCAUGGAAGAAGAACUAGAAAACCUUAAACCUAAACACAUAGUCGACAACAAUGACAGUGACGACGAACAGCAAGAGCCAAAAGGUAGUGAAAAUACCGAAGCUGAAGAGGAAUAUCAAAGGAACAGUCAGGCGAGCUGGGUGCAGCGCAUGUUGAUGGCCAUAGUCAGUGACAGUGCUCUGUUCAACACACGGGAAGGAAGAGCUGGCAAAGUGCACAACUUUAUGCUGGGCCUAAACCUGAAUACGUCCUAUCCUUUGUCACCUUUAGCACAUUUGGCUACUCAGGAAUCUGUGGAUGAGGACGAGACUGAUCUUGCCGUUGCAGAUCCUGAUGAGUUUGAUCAGAUAUAUGAACCACUAGAUGUGAAAAGCAAGAAAAUACACAUUGUGGACAGUGGUUUGACAUUCAAUAUUCCGUACCCCCUUAUCCUAAGGCCUCAACGAGGAGUUGAUCUUAUAAUAUCUUUUGAUUUUUCUGCAAGACCAAGUGAUUCAAGCCCUCCUUUCAAGGAUCUCCUCCUCGCUGAGAAGUGGGCGCGCAUGAAUAAGCUGCCGUUUCCAAAGAUAGAUCCGCACGUCUUCGACAGGGAAGGCUUGAAGGAAUGUUACGUGUUUCGACCUAAGAACCCGUCAGUAGAGAAAGACUGUCCCACCAUCAUUCAUUUUGUUUUGGCUAAUAUUAAAUUUAGAAAAUUCAAAGCUCCAGGUGUCCCCAGAGAAACUGCUGAAGAAAAGGACUUUGCAGACUUUGACAUUUUUGAUGAUCCCGAAAGUCCUUAUUCAACGUUCAAUUUCCAAUAUCCUAAUGAAGCUUUUAAAAGGCUGCACGAUCUCAUGGAGUUCAAUACGCUCAACAACAUAGAUGUGAUCAAGGAAGCCAUUAAAGAAAGCAUUGAGUACAGGAGGCAGCACCCGUCCCGGUGCUCGGUGUCCCUCAGCAAUGUCGAAGCUCGGAGAUACUUUAACAAGAGCAAAGACCUAAGCUGAGUCAUCCGACCUAGAACGGCAAUGGCACGACCGGUCCCCCUAGUUGUAUGUGGAUGAGACAAAAGAGUCACAUGUAACACAUAUGUAUAAACAUGGAAUGUUAUUUAUCAUCGUUAUUUUCAUCAUUCUUAUUCUUGUUUUUGUAUCGCAAAUAGACAAACCGUUAAUGGAUAUAAAAAAAAAAAAAAAGACAAAUCUCUUUUUUUUUU